AUGCCCUUGAUCGACAGCGAGGCCUUUGGCUUCCCCGUCGCAAAGAGACAAAAAGUCUCCCCGGGCCAACAGCUCGUGUCAGCCAAAGAGCCUCACCCUCCUCCAAGCUCCAGGAUAUUCUCGCCCUUCAGAACUCUAGGCCUCGUCUCCCCCACAAAUGUCCCCUUCACCUCCAUUCCCUUAGGCAAAACAACCUUCCAAAUCACCACCUCCAUCGGCAGGUCGCUGCAGACCUACGACCUUCGUCGUGGCCUGAGUUUGAUAUUCCUCACACGCCCACAGACACCAGCUGCUAUCACCGCGAUAUGCGCAUGGAAGGAUAAGAUACUCGGUGCAUGGGGUGGAUCGCUACCCAACGAGCCAUCGGGGGUAUGGCUAUUUAAGCGCGGGAAGAAAGUUGGAGAAUUGGCCUGUCCCGCCAUCACUGGAAAUGGAAAGGGAAUCGAACCCGUUGAGCAGCUGCUGGUGUUCGGAUCGUGGAUCGUGGGCUGCUGUGCCAGUUCUAUACGUAUAUGGAAGUCCACCACCUUCGAGCACUACACAACCCUCACCCCUCCAGCUGCCAGAACCCCAUCCUCAGGCCCUCGCACCCUCACCGGCCGCAUCUGCACUAUGCCCACAUAUCUCAACAAGAUCUUCGCCGGCCGCAGCGACGGCAGCGUCGACAUCUGGAACCUCAGCACAGGAAAACUAAUCUACACCAUUCUCCCAACGACCCCGAACGCAGGGGCCGUAACAGCCCUAGAGCCCACGCCGGCCCUCUCCCUCCUCGCAAUCGCCUACUCCAGCGGAGCCCUAGUCAUCCAUAAUGUCCGCACGGACCAGCCAAUCUUACACCUCCGCUCCAAAUUGACAGGGAGUUCCGUUACGGACAUCUCACCGAUAACCAGCAUAAGCUUCCGCACCGACGACCUGGGCGCAGGCAACGACGGACGAAAAGCAGGCGUCAUGGCCACCGCAACCGCGGACAGCGGCGAUAUUACCAUGUGGGACUUAAACGAUGGCGGACGCAUCACCGGCGUUCUACGCGAUGCACACGAAUCCCCCUCAUCCUCAGCUGGAUCCAGCGACAGAGGUCAACCCUCUCAGGCCGGCAUUAGCAAGAUUCAAUUCCUGCCCGCCCAGCCUGUCCUCCUCUCCACAGGAACCGACAACUCUCUCCGCUCCUGGAUCUUCGACCAGACCCCCUUCUCCCCGAUUCCGCGCCCCUUACAUUCUCGCGCUGGCCACGCAGCUCCAAUAACAACCCUAACCUUCCUCCCUGCCGCCUCUGACGACUCCGACACUGUGGGCAAAUGGCUCCUCAGUUCCAGCCGGGAUCGGAGUCUGUGGGCACUGAGUCUACGGAAGGAUUCGCAGAAUGUCGAGUUGUCGCAGGGGAAUGUUGGGGUGCGGAAGAAGAGGAGGGUGACGGCGGCUGCGGCUGCGGCUGCGGGUGUAGUUAGUAGGGAGGAGUUUAAGACGCUGGAGAUUACCUGUUUGGCAUGUUCGUUGAAUAGAGAUGGGGGAAUGGGGACGGGGGGUGCGGCGGGGGCUGGUAGUGGGCCGAUAUGGGCAAAUCCCAAAGGGGGCAGUACUGAGGGGACGGGUUUGACGGGGUGGGAGAGUGUGGUUACGGGGCAUCGGGGGGAUGGGGUUGCGAGGACGUGGUUUUGGGGCAGGAAGAAGGCCGGGAGGUGGACGUUUGCGACAGGGGAUGGGGGGGAGGUUAAGAGCGUCGCAGUUUCUCCAUGCGGUACUUUUGCGCUGGUUGGUUCCGCUGGUGGAUCGAUUGACAUGUACAAUCUACAGUCUGGGAUGCACAGACAGUCGUUCCCGGCGCGGGUAACGCCAGCACAAGCUAGGAAGCUCAAGAUGCUCCAAUUGGAUGGAAUGGAAGAGUUGGGGACUGGCAAGAGCCAAAAUAGGGGUUUCCAAAUGGGCGAGGGCAAACAUACCAGCGCUGUUACGGGGUUAAUGGUUGAUGCGCUGAAUACGACUGUGAUUAGCUGCGGGCUCGAUGGCAUAGUAAAGUUCUGGAACUUCACCACCGGCCACCUCCAACACGAACUAAACUGGCAUCCAAUGUGCUCCAUCACCGGCCUCCGCCACAACAUAUCCUCCGACCUCGUCGCCCUAAGCUGCGACGACCUCUCUAUCCGCAUCAUAGACAUCGAAACCCGCAAAGUCGUCCGCGAACUAUGGGGUUGCACAGGGCAAAUAAACGACUUCUGCCUCUCCAACGAUGGCCGCUGGGUCAUCGCCGCGUCCAUGGACUCGGUCAUUCGCGUCUGGGAUCUGCCGACGGGACACCUUAUUGACGCCUUCCGCAUGGAGAAUACAUGUACGGCUCUCGCGUUAUCUGUGACAGGAGAUUUUUUGGCGACGGCGCAUGCGGAUGGGGUCGGGGUUAAUGUGUGGAAUAAUCGAAGUUUGUUUGUGGGGGUGCCUACGAAGCAUAUUGGGGAAGAGGAGGAGAGGCUUGUGGAGGCUAUGGAGCCGACGGCGAGUGGGGAAGGGGGAGAGGCGAUUUUGGAAGCGGCAUUUGAAGAGGUGGAUGGGAAUGGGGGGAGUGGGGAAGGUGGAGAGGGGAUACAAGUGUUGGGAAUGGAGCAGUUGAGUCGUGAUAUGGUGACGCUUAGUGUUGUGCCGAAGAGCAAGUGGCAAACGCUUUUGCAUCUUGAUGUGAUUAAGGAACGCAACAAGCCCAAAGAUCCCCCCAAGAUCCCACAGAAAGCUCCCUUCUUCCUACCUUCCACGGUAGCAAAUGAAAACGCAGACUCCACCUCAUCACUCCUCCCCGCAACACAAGAAGAUAGCCAUAAGCCCAAAAAACCCACCGCCGCCGAACGCUCCCGCAUUUCCAAACUCCAACUCCAGCGCACCACCAAUACCAACGGAGCCAACACUUCUACAAUCUCCCAAUUCACCACCCUCCUCCACACAUGCAGUGAAACAGCCAACUACGACUCAUUCAUCGAGUACCUCAAAUCCCUCUCACCAGCCAAAGCCGAUUUGGAAAUCCGCUCGCUGGACCCUGGUCUUCUGAGCGGGAAGGGAUGUAAUGAGUUGAUUGAGUUUGUGUCAGCGUUGACGGCGCGGUUGAGGACGAGGAGGGAUUUUGAGCUUGUGAAUGCGUGGAUGGCGGUGUUUUUGAGGGUGCAUGGGGAUGUAAUUGGGGAGAGUAGGGAUGGGGAUGGUGCUGACGGUGCUGGUGAUAGCGAGGCGGAGGCAACUCGGGCAACAUUGCGGGAGGCGUUAAGGGAGUGGAAGAUUGAGCAGGAGCGGGAGGGGAAGCGGCUGGCGGAGUUGGUAGGAUCUAUAGCAAACACAUCUCUAUUCUCCAGGGAGCGGAAAUUUGAGGCUGAUACCGCCAAGCGCGGCUAUGAUGCGGCUAUUCCCAAAUCGCUUAACCUUGAUAAGAUGCACUAUGGGAAACUUGGGAAUCGUCAGCCCUCUUUUAAUUGUCGACAGUCAAGGCGCAGCCUCAUAUCAACCCACCGACCCUUUCCACUCACAAUGCGCUGGUUCCUAAUCCUCAUAAUAAUCCUCUUCCUCCUUCUCCUCGCCUACAUAUCCUGGAUCGCCUUCACCCACUACCGCGCCCACCGCGCCGGCCUCCCCCCACCCCCUCUAAAAUCCUACAUUCCUUUCACAUCCUCCUCCAGCCAUUACAGAGACAGCAGCUACCCGACCCCGCGCAGUGCCGGGAUCGCAGGCUGGGUUAAAGAUCGAUGGGCUGCGUUGCGCAAUCGGAGGACGGCUAGGGGUGCGUAUGAAGAGCCGCUUCAUCCUGGGAUUUCGCGGGGGAGGGAUAGGACUGGUGGUGGUACUGAGUAUGGGGGUGGGUAUGCGCAUGAUGAGAUUUGGGAUUCGAGGAUGGGGAACGGUGGGUAUUAUGAGGAGCAGGAGUUGGGGCUUGCAAGGCCUGGAGCUGGGGGUGCUGGAGUGGGAGUGGGAGUGGGAGCGGCCAGUGGACCGUAUGAUGAGGGUGUGGCGGCGUAUCAUGGAGCGGGAUCCAGAGUACUGCCUAAUAUUAGCACGACGGCGAUUGAUUUGCAGGCUGAUGAGCGCGAGCAGGAGGUUGAGAGGGGGAGAAGCCGGAGUCGGGAGGCAAGGGUUGCGGACAAGGAUCCAUUUGGGGAUGAGGCGGAGCCAAGUCAUUUGAAAGAUGUCAGUCCACGGCCGGUGAUGGAGGGUGAUCUGGCUGGUGGUGAUGGUAAGGCGGGAGCAGGUGGCUCUCCUUCGGGGCGGGAUUCGUCAACAGAUCGUAAAAGUGCAUUUAGGGAGGAUUUAUGA
Molecule: messenger RNA, 4278 nt
Organism: Paracoccidioides lutzii Pb01
Exons: 7
Coding region: 1-4278 (1425 amino acids)
Biological process (GO): rRNA processing
Cellular component (GO): small-subunit processome; Pwp2p-containing subcomplex of 90S preribosome
Molecular function (GO): protein binding
Source: RefSeq, a predicted model, not a curated record